Molecule: messenger RNA, 297 nt
Organism: Dichotomopilus funicola
Lineage: Eukaryota; Fungi; Ascomycota; Sordariomycetes; Sordariales; Chaetomiaceae
Exons: 2
Coding region: 1-297 (98 amino acids)
Source: RefSeq, a predicted model, not a curated record
AUGUGCCUCGUAACCCACUACCGCGACUUCCACUGCAACCACCACUGGGCCGUCAUCACCACACCGUGUUUCCCAGGCAUGGGCUUCGACAACUGCCCGUCCUUUUUCGAAGGUCAAGCACACCCGUUGCCGAAACGGUUGGUUGCGCUUGGGGAGAGGUGUCCUAAGUGCGACCUCGCUAAUGAGUAUGAUCGGAAUCGGAUUCGCAUGGUCAAGAGGGUGUCGUAUGGGGUUCGUUGGGGACUGGGGCCGAGUGAGACGGAUCCGGGGUGUGAUUUUGUGUGUUGUGUGAUGUGA